CCAGAUCCUGAGUGGGCAUAAUGUCCUUUUGAGAGAGAAGUGUUGAUAGGACACAGAUGUAGAUCUGGGGAUUGGUUUUGGUGCCUAAUUGGUUGGAUUUUCAGAUUUGUUUAUGUCUCAUGAAGGUUUUUAUUGAUCCGGUUUUUAAUAUCUUGGCUUGUACCACCAUCGUGACCUGGAGUCAGGUUUCUGCACGUGCAUAUGAGAGGUGGUCAAGGUCUUCAAUGGUCGAACAGAGGGUCCUUUAAAUCUUCUUGCCUUGAACAGUUUCCAGGGUUAUCUGGGAGUUUUUCCUGAUCCGAUGUGAGGUCCUGGGACAGGGAUGUCUAUGUGUACAGAUUGUAAAGCCCUCUGAGGCAAAUGUGUAAUCUGUGAGAAUGGGCUAUCCACAAUAAACUGAAUUGAAUUGAACAGUUGAGAUUGAACAAAAGUGAUGACAUCACACAUCCACAGCGGACAACACAUGUCUUACAAGAAAGCUUCUUCUUCAAAGUACAGAAACAACCUAUAUGAACUGAGGGUGAGGCUCAGUCAAUGCAGGAUGCUGUUGCUUCUUAUGGGGCAACAAGACACAUAAUACCAAUGGUGGAAGAAACACACAUUUACUUAAUAUGAAUAUAAGUUAUAACAAUACAUAAUAUAUACAUACAAAAGUAUCAGUUUAUUAGUUAUUGAGAGUAAGAGAGCUGGUUCUUCAUUAGUUCACAGAAAAGAAGUAUUCAAAGUGUGUCGGUAGUUAUUGUAACGAGCACAUCUGGUGCUCGGUGUUAAUGUGUAACUGAGCCACGCACUGAGGGCUGUUGCCCCCUCAGCGGUGACACUUCCCAUUCCAGUCCUCCAGCUCAGGGCUGCCGGUCUCCGCGGCGCUGCCAUGGACUCCACCAACACAACUCCACCGCAACGCGACUGUACGUGCGCAUGUGACGUGCGCCGGCCGGAGUGAGCGGAGCUGCACCGGACCGCGGCGGGAAAGUUGGGACGACGGGACCGAGAGCCGCUCACCGGCGCUGUGCUUAGAGUCCGGUUUGGGGUUUGGUCACCUGCUGGCUUAAGAGUGCGUCAACGAGAAGUUGCAUCACCAUGGAAACGGUCAUCAGCAGCCCUGGUGAGCACAACCAGUCCACGACGUUCAUCUCAGUAUUCAACUCCAGCUGUCGCUUUGACGAGGAGUUCAAGUACAUCCUGCUACCCGUGUCGUACAGUCUGGUGUUCGUGGUCGGCUUCGUGCUCAACGCCACCGCGCUGUGGUUAUUCUUAAAGAUGCGCCCGUGGAACCCCAGCACCAUCUUCAUGUUCCACCUCGCCCUGUCCGACUUCCUGUACGUGCUCUCCCUGCCCACCCUCAUCUUCUACUACGCCAACCGCAGUCACUGGCCUUUCGGAGUGGCCGCCUGCAAAAUAGUGCGCUUCCUCUUCUAUGUCAACCUCUACUGCAGCAUCCUCUUUCUCACCUGCAUUAGCGUGCACCGCUAUCUGGGCAUCUGCCACCCAAUCAAGGCGCUGACCAUGGUGAAGCCCCGCCACGCCCACCUGGUGUGCGGCAUGGUGUGGGCUGUGGUGAGCGUGUGCCUGGUGCCCAACCUCAUCUUCGUCACCACCUCCAGGAGGGACAACGACACCCUGUGCCAUGACACAACCAGCCAGGAGGCCUUUGAGGAGUACGUGGACUACAGCUCUGUCAUCAUGGUGCUCCUAUUUGGCGUCCCGUUCCUGGUCAUUGUGGUGUGCUAUUGCUUGAUGGCGCGGACCCUGUGCCGACCCAGGGGGGGGCUGUCUGCCGGCCAGCAGGGCGCCGCCUCGCGUCAGAAGUCCAUCAAGCUCAUCAUCGUGGUGUUGGUGGUGUUUGCUGUGAGCUUCGUCCCAUUUCAUAUCACCCGGACGCUCUACUACACCUCCCGUGUGUUGGAUCUGAACUAUCACUACCGGUCCAAAAUGAUGUCUGUUCUGACGGGGAAAAGGCCGACGACAAGCAGCCAAAGACCUCAACGGGCGCGGACACAGCCGAGCAACCACCAUGACAUCGCGCUGGUCUCUAAGAACCCAGCCAGUGAAGAUUUUAAGAGAUAGUGGGAAAUCUAUUGCAGAGUUCAAAAGUAAUUAACAUGUAUUAAAGAUGUCUGCUCCAGGCUAAGCUACCAGUUAUAAACGCACAUUCACCUGUAAUUGUAUUUGGUUUUGCACUCAGAGCAUGUUUUGAAGAAAUUAUUUUAAUUACAUGUGUUCAACAGGUAUAAAGACCGUGUUUUAAUUCCCCUCACUUUCUUGAGAAUCCUAAAUUUGUAAAAUAAAAAGGGGAAGAUCACAAAUUGUACAUUACACCAAACUUAAGUCAAAAUAGAAAGUAUAUAAACUGAUGUAUACUGUUCUCCUUUGGUGCCGAUGCAGAAGAAUAGUUUUGCUUUCAAAGUAUUGCAACAGAAUCUGAGCCUCUUGGGUAAAUGAGUUUGACGCUGGCGGUCAAUGGUGCAUCAAAUAAUCCAUAGAAUAUUUAGUCAGUGGAUUGUUGUCAUCGAUCAGAUCAUUGAUCCAAAUAUUCCAGUUCAUAACCGAUCAAAGAUGGCAAACAGCUAGCUAUUGGGUCAGAAAUGAGGCAAUUAUGAGGCAAAUCCUUCCUGUCUGCAGAUAGCCAUGUGCAGCUGUUUUUGUCCUUCAACUUUCACAGCUGUCUUUUGCUCGGCUGUGAUAGAGAAAAGCAAAGCAGCUGCUCUGGACAAGAGAGAUAUUGUCAAACCACCCACGCCUCAGACUUUUUCCGUAUUACCCUUUUACCUUUGGGAUUGAUACUUGGAACGCAAAACACCUUUUUCUAACAGAAAUGUAGGUUAACCUCCUGGAUGGUUUGGCCAAAUGUGAAAGCAGUGUUGGAAAGUUUGACUAAAAACUACAGAGCAUCCGUCCCUCCACCCUCCAAUGCUGGAGCCGAUGGAUUCACAAAGCUCUGUGUGUGAUAUUAAGUACGAACACGAAGAUGUUUUUGUAUCAUAAAGUGUUACAUCAUAA
Messenger RNA from Pseudoliparis swirei, 3000 nucleotides. RefSeq names its product pyrimidinergic receptor P2Y4 (gene p2ry4). The record is from RefSeq and is a predicted model, not a curated record. Gene Ontology annotation, molecular function: G protein-coupled purinergic nucleotide receptor activity; G protein-coupled UTP receptor activity. Lineage: Eukaryota; Metazoa; Chordata; Actinopteri; Perciformes; Liparidae. Gene Ontology annotation, biological process: G protein-coupled receptor signaling pathway; transepithelial chloride transport. The coding region runs from base 1081 to 2067 and encodes 328 amino acids. The transcript is spliced from 4 exons. Gene Ontology annotation, cellular component: plasma membrane.